Messenger RNA from Notechis scutatus (mainland tiger snake), 1322 nucleotides. Lineage: Eukaryota; Metazoa; Chordata; Lepidosauria; Squamata; Elapidae. The record is from RefSeq and is a predicted model, not a curated record.
CAAAUAACAUGAAUUCUUUGAUUCUCUCUUUUCCAGAUUGUUUUCAUUAGAGAAGAUCAUCUUAAUUUUUUUAGGUGCUAGUCAUCAUGAAUGCUAGUUCCACUGCUUUGUGGCUUCCCAAUGUACCCUUGCCACCCCCCUUGGAAACUGACUCUGACCUAAACAGGUUCAGAGACAUCCUUAAGAUCGUCUUCUACACGGUUAUUUUUCUCCUGGGUUCCCUCGGCAAUGGAGUUGUGAUCUGGAUCACCGCCCGCCAGGUUUCACGGACCAUCAGCUGCGUCUGGUUCUUCAACCUAGCUGUGGCUGACUUUCUUUUCUCUGUGAGCCGUAUAGCACCUCUUGUUGCGGUGAAGGAAGGUUGGAUCUUCGGGAGUUUUGCAUGCAAAGCCAACGGCUUCAUCAAGUACCUCAACAUGUUCUGCAGCGAAUUUCUCUUAGCCGCAAUCAGCAUGGACCGGGCUGCUUGUAUCGCUUACCCAUUAUGGGCCAGAAAACACCGGAACAUCCGCUUGGCAUGGCUCGCCGCCAUCGGAGCUUGGCUCAUGGCCAUCAUCACAAGCAUUCCUUUCUACCUUUACCGGAAGCUGGACACGAAGAACAACCGAACCAAAUGCUUGGUGAUGCUAAAGGGAGAAGAACUGGGAGUAGAAGUGUCUAUCUCCAUGUUGAGACUGAUAUGUGGGUUCUUGGUCCCCUUCACCAUCAUCGUGCUAUGCUACGGCAUCAUCAUCGUGGUCCUCAGGAGACGUCAGACCUCCCACCCCUCAAAGAAGUCCUUCAAGGUCAUAUUGGCCCUGGUGGUGACCUUCUUCCUCUGUUGGUUGCCCUAUCACAUCACCCAGCUCCUUAAAUGGCCAGGAUUGAGUGGCCCAACCUUCUCGUUUGUUACUCUUUUUACGGCCUUCUUGGCCUACCUCAACAGUUGUGCAAAUCCAUUCCUUUACUUCUUCAUGGGCAUGGACUACCACAAAAAGUUGACCCUCUAUAAUAUCAUCAGGGCACUCAAGAGAACCUUGCUGGAAGAGGGCAGCUCUCGAAGUACAAAAUCCACUAGUAGCCACAAAGGAUCAAUUUCUAUGAAUGAACAGGCAAUAUCCUCAGAAAUCUCUCAGUUGCACUGUGAAAACUCAACCGCUCAUAUGUGAAAUAUACCAGGAGCAGAGAAAUUUGAAUUUGUGUACUUCCAUUGUUGUCCCAUCCUCAAGCCAUACUUUUGGACAUGCUGAAUUUUUAAAUAUUUGUAGGUGGAAAGGGCUGACAGAAAGCAGCCUUUUCCCUCGUAAGAGCCAAGGUGGCGCAGUGGUUAGAGUGCAGUACUG